UUUUGCUUUAUUGUUUCCGUAGGAAUCAUUCUUCUAUCUGCUUAUAUAACAUUAGUAAUUUGGUUUGUUUUGCAGAUAUGUAUGGCAGUACAAGAUAUUGUUGCUGCACUUGUACUCUCACUUAGGUGCCCUUUCGUUGGCAUAUGAGUGGUUCAAGUCAUUGGAUGUGAAAAAUAUCUUGAUGGAAACUGUUUCACACCAUAUUUUACCCCAAAUGUUGGUGUCUCCCCUAUGGGCAGAUUUAAACUAUCUGCUCAAGGAUUAUCUCAGGUUUAUGGAUGACCACUUAAGAGAAUCAGCAGACCUUACAUUUCUUGCCUAUCGUCAUAGAAAUUACUCAAAAGUAAUUGAAUUUGUCCAGUUUCAAGAAAGACUGCAACACUCUAAUCAGUAUCUAGUGGCGAAGGUUGAAGGACCCAUUCUACAGUUAAAGCAGAAUGCAGAUAACAUUGAUGAUGAAGAGACUGUUCUUGAAAGCUUGAAAUGUGGGGUUCACUUUGCCGAACUCUCUAAUGAGGUUGGAUCCAAAUCUUUGACCUUCAAUGAAGAUUUGCAGUCUCGUCCAUGGUGGGCACCAACUUCAGAAAGAAACUAUCUUUUAGGUCCUUUUGAAGGAGUAUCCUAUUGUCCGAAAGAGCACUCGGUGAAAGAAAGGGAAGCAAAUGUAAGGAGAGUUAUUGAGAGGAAGUCUCUUCUUCCUCGGAUGAUUUAUCUAUCCAUACAGAAUGCUUCGACUUCACUCAAAGAAAAUCUCGAGGCCAAUGGAAACACAUCUGACCCUAAGGGCCCCUCAGAACUUAAGAGUUUGCUUGAGCGCUAUGCAAAAAUGUUGGGGUUCACACUUAAUGAUGCUGUAGAAGUGGUUUUGGGGGUCUCUAGUGGCCUAAAGUCGUUUGAGGUCUUUGGUGCGGACUUGAUUGACUGGAUAAAUUUUUCUGUGUUUCUGAAUGCAUGGAACUUGAGUUCCCAUGAAAUUGGUCAAGCAAAUGGUGAUGUGGGUCUGUCUCGAGCAUGGCACUGUGUGGGUUCGCUGUUGGAGAAGUACGUUUCGGAGAAAGUUAACUCGAUGGAGACUCUAAUUAGCUGUCCUUGGGUUGAUGUCCCAGUUCUGGUGCAGUUGGUUACAGAACCGUUGGCCUGGCAUGCUCUUGUAAUUCAAUCUUGCACUCGGUCAUCUCUUCCGUCUGGAAAAAAGAAGAAGAAAACUGGAGUUCCAGAUCAUUCUUUUCUGUCCCAUAUGCAGGAUUCAGUCCAGUCUCUGCGUAAUACUCUGGAAAAAGUUAUGAAAUGGUUAAGAGAACAGAUAAACAGGCCAGAGGAUGAAAGUUUGGAGACAUUACUGUCCUCUUUGCAGAAGAAAGGACAGAACGAAGGCCCUGGGCAAGUUUUCCAUAUUUUAGAAACUUAUAUCUCAUCCGUAAAUGACACAGAGAUCGGUGAUAGAAUCUCCCGAGCAUUGAAGUCUUGGAGUCCUCCUGAUGUCGCACGAAAGCUGAUAACUGGGAAAUGUACGGUGCUGUCUGAGUUUCUACGGAUCUGUGAAUCCAAGCUAAAGUUGUUGCAGACAUUGAAACAGCAGAUAGCUCAAGUCUGAAGAAUGAUUGUCAAAGAUAAUGUGAUGUUUCAUGCGCUGUUCAAUUUUUCGUUAUCCAGCGAGGGAAGAGAUUGAAGGAGAUGGACGUUUCUCUUGUCGGUAAAACUUUCCUACUGUUUUUUUUCUUUUUUUUGCGGUUUUGUGCCGGCGGUGGUUCUGUUAGCAGUUGUGCUGUAAUUUUUUUGUUGGGCAGUGUACACAGGCUUGUAACUUUAGUAAUUUUUUUAGGCACAAUAUUUUGGACAAUGUAUCCUCCAAUUUUUGUUUUCUGGUAUUUCUUCUCAUAAUUUGUCAAGCAUUUUGUGAAAUGUAGUUGAUCAAAGUAUUGGAUCUUUGGUUCA
Molecule: messenger RNA, 1935 nt
Organism: Pyrus x bretschneideri (Chinese white pear)
Lineage: Eukaryota; Viridiplantae; Streptophyta; Magnoliopsida; Rosales; Rosaceae
Product: N-terminal acetyltransferase B complex auxiliary subunit NAA25-like
Exons: 7
Coding region: 182-1594 (470 amino acids)
Biological process (GO): N-terminal peptidyl-methionine acetylation
Cellular component (GO): NatB complex; cytoplasm
Molecular function (GO): protein-N-terminal amino-acid acetyltransferase activity
Source: RefSeq, a predicted model, not a curated record